AGAAACACACUUAUUUUUUAUAAACACGCAAUUUUGUUUGGUUAGUAAAGUAACGCACAAAAAUUAAUUUAAUUUUAUAAGUUAAACAAUACUCUUGGAAAAAAGCAUAACUAGCUACCAGUAACAUCGCAAUAUAAGUUAAAGCAAAGAAAUGGUUCAUUGUUGUGUUCCUGGUUGCAAGAAUACUCAUCACCACAAGAACAGAGGUUCAAAAGAUGAAUGGGGUUGUCAAUCUUCUGAUUCUCGCAGUUUUUCACUACAUGAUUUACCUAAUGAAGACAGAAUGGACAUAAGAGAACUUUGGAUAAUGGCAAUUAAUCGUACAAGUUUACCGAAAGAUGUAGCUGUUUGUUCAGACCAUUUCACAGAAGACUGCUUUGAUGAAAAAUGGGAAGAGUACAAGCGUAAAUAUGGUCCUACAAAAGUUAAGCGUAAGUUAAAAGUUGACGCUAUACCUACAAUAUUUCCUGGAAGAAUUUUUGUAAACGAAAAGGUCCAACUUAUAAAAAACAAUUGGAAAAAUAAAGUGUUACAAAAAAGAAUGGAAAUGGAAAAGAUGCGUCUUGAUAGAGAGUUUAAAGAUCGUUUUAAGUAUACUCAAACAGAUUGUGAAUGUAAAUGCAAGUGCAAGUUAAAAAAAAAAAAUUUUUCACAGCAGGUUAAUUUUCAGUUUAAAUUUAUGGAGGACGUUGGUGUACAAUUUCCUAUUGAUGUGCAUGAUUCAGUUAAUAAAGAUCAUUCAUACACACAUGGUAAAGGUAAGGUAUUAAGCAAAGAUAAUGGAAAGGUAACAGCCAGCACAAUUUCUGUUAGUGAAUCAACCCAAUUACAAACUGUUUCAACAAAUUACGUCAAAAAUUUAAUUGCCACAAAAUUGACUGAUAUAAAUGACUGUGUUAUUAAUGCACUGAAUGAAAACUCAGUUAAUUCAUUGUAUGAAAAUUCUGUAAAUGCACUGCAUGAAAACUCUGUUAAUUCAUUAUACGAAAAUUCUGUAAAUGCACUGAACGAAGGUUCUGGUAAUGCAUUGAAUGAAAAUUCUGUUGGAUCGUUGUAUGAAAACUCCAGUCAUGUGCUGAAUGAAAAUUCUGUAAAUGUAAUAAAUGAAAUCAGUGGUGCUGCAUCAGAUUCACCAAUAACAUCAAGAAAGCACAAAAUGACAAUAGAUUUAGAAAAUGAUAUUAGAAUUAAAAAAAUUAAUUUAUGCAAUGGACUUAUGAUUGAAGGCACUGAAGAUUGAGAACAGAGGAGAUUCUUUUAAGUUAUAAAUAGUUUGAAAUUAAAUUUUAAUAUUGUUUUGAUAUUUUGCGAUGGUGA
Hydra vulgaris (swiftwater hydra) is the source of this 1317-nucleotide messenger RNA. RefSeq lists its product as uncharacterized. The record is from RefSeq and is a predicted model, not a curated record. NCBI's taxonomy places the organism in Eukaryota, Metazoa, Cnidaria, Hydrozoa, Anthoathecata, Hydridae.